Schistosoma margrebowiei is the source of this 3649-nucleotide messenger RNA. The record is from the annotation of a GenBank genome assembly. NCBI's taxonomy places the organism in Eukaryota, Metazoa, Platyhelminthes, Trematoda, Strigeidida, Schistosomatidae.
GCUUACAUCUAUACAAGUUCUUAUCUGUCAUAAUUAUAUAAGUAAUUGAGAAAGCAAAAACAGUCUUUCUUCUGAUAGAAAGUGAUUAUUUUUGAAGUCAGCGCUGAAGUUUGUUAACUUGUGAAGUAGAAACUUUUCUAUCUCAUAUUUUAAGUGUAUAAUGCUGGAUGAAGAAAGUACUGAAUUGCGUCGCAUGGCAAGCCCUCAGUUGGAAUUCUCAAGGCCAAAGGAAAAGAGGAAUACCAAAGAACAUAUUACGCAGAGAAAUGAAAAUAGAUAUGAGAAGAAUGAACAGAAAUCGUAUAGAACUAGAAGGGAAGGCCCAGGAUAGAGUGGGUUGGAGAAAGCUGGUCGGCGGCCUAUGCUCUGUUGGGAUUAACAGGCGUAAGUAAGUAAUCUUUAUGGUCCAAUUUGUUAAGAUAACUUCUUCAACCAUGAGGAAAAGAGAACAUUUACAGGAAGUCAUGUUACUCGAUAAACUACCUCAAAACUAUGACAUUUACACAUUACUGAAUAUCUUGGCCAAACUGAUUUAGUUCAAGAUGAUCAGUUUAAACAAUUAUUAUAUUGAUUCCUUAUAAAGUCGUGCUCUUUCAUUCUAUUCAUUAACAAUAUAAGAACUGUACGUAAAGUUAGUGGUACAGUUAUUCCAAUAUUUCAAUGGUAAAUUUAUAUAUUUUUUCUUCCUACGUGCAAACAAAUACUAAAUAAAUCUAGACAUAAUCACUUUACUGUAUUGUCAACUUUAGAAAUAAUGAAUUGUGUUGAAUAUUUGUAAUGGUGAACUAGUCAACCAGUAGUUUACGUGUUCGAGAAUAUGGUCGCUGUUAUUAUUCUGAAGCAAUUUGAAUAACUCUCCCGGUCUCCCAUACUGUACGAGCAUUCUAUGAACCUAAAUUAAUGGUUGCUCUAAUUGUCAGAAGGGGCAUCAGCCUCGUGACUUUCGAAGGAACUCGGCUUUCACCAUUAAGUGUCAUAACUUCUCUAAAUGAAGACCUUCUAACUCCCAGGCCAGAAUUUCAAUGGUUUGAAUUGUUUUUCUGGUUAGCGUUUUUUUAGCGAGUUGGUUUUCUACUGAGUUGGGUUCGCUAACCACAUGCCCAACCCUCCUCCCUUAUCCGGACAUGGGACCGGUAGUAGUCCCAGAGGGGCUCCAGGCAGAGUUCGAUUAUUAUUAUUAUUAUUAUUAUUAUUAUCAAUACAUGAGUAAUCCAAUCAAAUCCAAGAACAAAUACGGACUGUACAUUUAAAAUCACUUUUACACUUAUAUCUAACAUGAUUCAUAUAAUUUUCUCAAUAUUCUAGUCAACAUUUAUCUCAGAUCUAAAUUUCGUACUAAAAGUAUAAUGAUAUAAUAGUAAUGUAGUAACCACCAUUCUGAUGAUAAUAAUAAUUCAAUGACAUUGAUUGAUUGUAUCUUUUUCAUUGUAAUAGUGUUUUAUUACUUUAAUUCUAUUUUAAUAAAGAAUUAUGAUUCAUCAUCAAUUUGGCAAUAAGUACAUUCUAAUAGAAUAGUAUAUAAUCACUAGUCAUUAGAAAACUCAAAACCUGAUUUAUGUUUUUAUGUUAUAGAUUGAAUUGGAAAUUAUAUUACUACUAGGCAAUUAAUCCGGGGUUUUUUUUGAGGAUGGUUAUAAUGAAUUAACCAAUAAUAAUCAGGGUGUAUUAGACAGACAUUUUUUCUCUUAGUUUAGGACUUUGUUACAAACCACAUUGUCAACAUGGCUUUUAUGGUGUUGUAUAAAAGUGUUAAACGGCGUAUAUUAAGAUUUAAUGAAGAUGUUGUCAUAUGAAAAUUCAAAUCCCCUUUAUGUAUUCAAUAACAGUUUGUUCUCACUUUAAACUUACUCUGGUCAUUAUCGAGAGUGGUGAGUUGUCAAAUUUUUUUCACGGUAUUUUCUUUAUUAUUUUUGUUUCCUUCAUUUGUCUAGUUGACCUAUUUAUUUUUAUAUAUAAAUGUUCGUAGCUAAUAUAUGUGUGAUCAAACCGUUCGAAAUGUAUUGCGCUAAUAUAUCACAUAGUUCUCGUAAUUUUCGUCUUUUUAUUACACUAUCUCACACUGACAUGACGUAAGUACAACAAUCUUGAAGUGAAAUGAAAUUUGACUAAAUUAUAUUAGUAAGCACCAGUUGUCUUCAUGUUUACAGCUCCUUAUCAAACAAUUGUCAAAAGUGAUAAUAUCUCUUACGAAAUAUCAAAAUGAUUCACUGAAGCUAGAAUAUUCGGAGAUUAAUUAACGGCUACUUCACUAUCAUGUAUAAUUUAUUUUGAUAAGCCUUAACAUUCAUUCUAUUUGAAGACACACUUAAAAAGCUCAAAUUCACAUAGACUAACAAAGUUAUUGUGGAAAGAAACAAAUAUGAUAAAUGUCAGAUGCGAUCUAAGCUAGGCCACCAUUGGAAACAUGGAAGCACUGGACGAUCGUUUCGUGCUAGUAUGAAACCCCUUAGCAGUGCGCAUUUUAAGAUCCCACAUAGAUCGACUCAUGAAUUCAACUAUUAAAAUCACUAAAAUCUCCGAAAAGCCCCAUUCUGAUAAUGACCAUCAUGUGCUCACUAGUGACUGGUUUCAAGAUGGAUUUCCUGGAGAUCUAGUAAGAAGCUGUGACCAGUGGAGUCCAAUCAGUGUUGGGUUGUAACAAUUAUCCACUUCAGAUAAUGGAUGAAUAGUUUUGCAAGAUCACAGAUCGAUUAGAGUUAGACAUUAACACUUCUGGAUGCUGUCGCAGUGAUCUAGAAGUCAAGUGUUCACUCGCGAAACCGAAGGUUCUGGAUCCUAGUCUCUCAUGAGGGAUCAUGGAUGCACACUGCUGAGGAGUCUUAUGCUAAGACGAAACGGCUGUGCAGUACUUCCAGAUUUUAAAUAGUGGUCUAGCUUUGAAUCAUGAAUCAAACUAUUAAAAUUACUACGAUUUCCACAAAUCAUCAUUCUGAAAAUGUCAGAAUACACAUACUUAAAUGUGAAUGAUAAGAAAAAGUAAAAAGUAAAAAUGAAACUUUGAAUUAGCAAACUUAUUACAUUUUUAAGUAAUCUAGUAGAUUUUUUUUAAAGAAAACUAUUGUGACUAUGUGAUGUUUGUAAUGAUUAUUAAAUUUGUAAAAUAUUUUACAAUACAGACUCAAUUGUAUGUUCAGAUGCUUAUAGGUAUGUUUAUCUGACAUGAAAUUAUUUACGAAUAGAAUGUUCUGCACUACACAUUAUUAUUGACAGAUACUUUCGAAGAUAUUCAGUCAAAAAAAAACAUUCAUCAUCGAUCAUAGUAAGUUUUCAACCAAUAAGAACUGAUGUAUAAUGAAGCUUUUCACUGGUAGUUUAACCAAUUUCAACAUAUAAUAAUAAAAGCGACAAAAAACCAUACAACCUCAUUGAAUGUAUCAGAGAUCUUGGAUCUUUUACUCUUGAUUAACCAUUGACUUUGCAACAAACAAUGAUCAAAGAUCUUUUGGUGGAAUAAUCCUAAUUUAAAUGACAGUUUUAUUCAUUCAAUAUUUUUUUCUCAACUGAUCCGAAUUUUCUUAGAAUAUUUGUACUAUUGGGAUUUCGUCUAUGUCAUUUAUUUCUUGAUAAAAUCAAUUUUCUGUUGAAAACAUUGGGUUUACCAUGUUGUUUUGGGUAUAGUGAUCAUGGAAUUUAAAUUAGUAAUUAUCUU